This is a messenger RNA of Lymnaea stagnalis (great pond snail), 19591 nucleotides long. Lineage: Eukaryota; Metazoa; Mollusca; Gastropoda; Lymnaeidae. The record is from the annotation of a GenBank genome assembly.
AACUUAGUCUAACGUCAGCAUUUAAACUAUUUGCAAGUUUAGUAUAUUGACAGAACAUUGUGGUAUAUUUGACAAAAUGCUGUGGUAUAUUUGACAGAAUGCUGUGGCAUAUUUGACAGAAUGUUUUGGUAUAUUUGACAGAAUGGUGUGGUAUAUUUGACCGAAAAUUGUGGUAUUAUUUGACAGAACGUUGUGGUACAUUUGACAGAAUGUUGUGGCAUAUUGGACAGAACGUUGGGGUAAAUUUGACAGAAUGUUGUGGUCUAUUUAACAGAACUUUGUGGUAUAUUUGACAGAAUGUUGUGGUAUAUAUGCGCCCUGACCGUUGCCCUGGUGCACGUGGGGGCAGACGUCGAUGUCCCGAUCUCCAGCCACUGGAAUGGCGGCUUCCAAGGUGAAGUGUGCUUCACUAUAGCGGAAGAAAUGCAUUCGUGGACUGUCAUCCUGACGUCUGACCAACCCAUCUCAAGUCUUGAAGUGAGUACAUUUGAAAGAUGACAACAUACUUAUCGUUACCUAUGAUAAAUUUAGGGGGGGGGGUGGGGGGCGGUCUAAGUGCUCUUAUGCAUACAAAUAUUCUGAAGUAAAUAUAUGUGGGUGUUCCAUGUUGAAACCAAUAGAAUGCUCAUUAUUACACAACUCGUUACGUGCAUUUUUUCACAUAAUGCCAAAAAAAUCCAUGAAAAAUAUUUUGAAACAAUCUUGAACAUCCUUUGAUAAUAAUCUUGACCAUCCUUUAAUAACAAUCUUGACCAUCUUUUGAUCAUUUCAAAUUAAUAAUUUUUAAAUUUUAAAAAAUUCAGUUAAAUGUUGAUGAAAAUCCUCCAAGGAUGUUUCCAUAUGACAGUGUGAGACACGAUCUGAACUGGUGUGGACGGCACAAUCAUUACAGGGAGAUAAACAGAGAACAACUCGUUACAGAAGCGAAUAACGGGACCAUAAUAUUGCCUUUCAAUUUUAUUUGAAGAGUUAAUAGAAAUAGGACGUAUUCAUGCUAAAUUUAUUCCCCCCCCCCACACACACACACCCCACACACACACACAUACACACACACCCCACGCCCAUCCCACACAUACCCAUACAUACACCCACCCACGCACUCAAACACACACACACACAUACACCCACACCAUUUCACACACCAAACCAACACACAUCCACACAUACAUCAACACAUACAUCCACACAUACAUCCACACAUACAUCCACACAUACAUCCACAGAUACAUCUACACAUACACACACAUACACACACAUACACCCACAAAUACAUCCACACAUACACCAACACAUGCAUCCAAACAUACACACACAUACACACACAUACACCCACACAUACACACACACAUACACACACACAUACACCCACACAUACAUCCACACAUACGCACACAUACAUCCACACAUAGACACACACACCCACACACAUACACGCACAUACAUCCACACAUACACACACACAUACACACACAUACAUCCACACAUAGACACACACCCACACAUACACACGUACACCCACACAUGAUGAACUGGUUUGUACAAAAAAAAUUUUUUUUUAAAACGUUACUACAAUUUACCAAGACAUCUCUCCCUACCUGAAAAGCCCACCUCUGAACCCCCUCACCUUUUCCCCACCUGACAAGUCCACCUCUGAAACCCCCCCCCCUCACCUUCUCCCCACCUGACAAGCCCACCUCUGAAUCCCCCCCUCUUCACCCCUCUCCCCUGUCACUGGCUACUUGCUGUCAACUGACAUAGACCCCCCUCACCUUCUCCCCACCUGACAAGCCCACCUCUGAAUCCCCCCCUCUUCACCCCUCUCCCCUGUCACUGGCUACUUGCUGUCAACUGACAUAGAGACCCUUGUGUUAAGUGUUGAGCUGUCUGCUAAUCCUUCCAGGCCUACACAGCUGUGGUCGCAGAGACGUCAGAUGGCGGGAAAGUGUUCGUCCUCCACAACAAGGACUGGAACAAGGACGAGCACGUCGGAGACAAACUUUGCAUUGGCUUCCAGGGACAUGGUGAGCACGCCAAUCAAUAUUUGAUCUCUAUUACCAUGGCAUUGCGAUCGUGAUAAGGGAUUAGUCCGAGAUACCAAUACAACUUGUACAGAGGCGUAGCCAGAGUGUUUGGCGCCCGGGGACGAGAUUCAUUUUAAAGCGCCUCCCUUUCUCUUUUCAACUCUCAAACCCAUUAUUUUCCCCAAUAAAAUAAUAUCAAAUCACAGUUUGGCGCCCCAUACUAGUCUGGCACCCAGGGAAAUAUGUUCCCCCUGCCCCCCCUUCGCUACGCCUCUGUACAGUAGUGUCACUACGGGAAUACGGGCGGCACCAGGUGAAAAACUCCCAGGGGCCUGGGGGCGCUUAAUGGAAAAAUGACAGCGUUGACAGGGUAACUAAUUGGAAUCGCUUUCGUAACUCAAUGAAAGAACAGGUUGUCACCAGAGUAGGUUGUCACCAGAGUAGGUUGUCACCAGAGCAGGUUGUCACCAGAGCAGUUUGUCCCCAGAGCAGAAUUUCACCAGAGCAUGUUGUCACCUUACCCGGGUUUACCAGAGCAAGUUGCCACCACAAUAGUUUGCAUCCAAAAUAGGUUGUCACCAAAAAAAUUUGCCACAGACCAUGUUGCCACGGACCAGGUUGCAAGAGACUAUGUUGCCACAGACCAGGUUGCAAGAGACCAUGUUGCCACAGACCAGGUUGCAAGAGACUAUGUUGCCACAGACCAGGUUGCGAGAGACCAUGUUGUCACAGACCAUGUUGCCACAGACCAGGUUGCCACAGACCAGGCUGUCACCAUAACAGGUCGUCAACAAGAGCAUAAUCAUAAGAGGUCUAUGUGGACGGCUGGGGUGGAGACACCAUUAGUCUACCACCCUUGGGGGUCAUGAACCCUAGUGACGCCACUGCAUCCGGUGACGUCAUUUUAUAUUUUGUUUUAAACUAUAUGAUUCGUCUGAAACCAGCUAUUCUCAAAUUGUGAUAAGCACACCUCUGGUGUACAGUUUAUUGUGGCAGGUGACACACACGCGUGUAACAAAUAACGACCAGACAUAUCCAGUCCAGAUUGAAAGAAAUGUAUCCACUUGGUGGUUAUGAAUUUUUAACAGUUUAUUUAAAUGGUGACACUUUCCGAAAAUUUGAGAACCUCCUCUUACAUUAGGCCAUCAGUAUGGACAAAUAAACAGAUACAGCUCUUUGAUGGGAAAUUGUUACGAUGUAAUGCUAUCUGUUUGAGAACACCCAGGAAACUUUUAGUUUCAACUUUAUGAGAGUUAAUGGUCAAACAUGGAUUGGAAUUUGUCAUUGACGUGAUAAGUAGCUUAUUAUCACGCGAUAAUUUAUCCUCUUGUAAUCUGUCUUCAGGUAAUGGCGACAUUAAUCCUAAAAUAACAGCUGCGAUUCACGCUGGUGACGUCACAAGUCCACCAAUUACCGGUAGGUAAUCUCUGCAUAUACUAUAGUGGUGCUAUCAGACAGUGGGGGGGGGGUGUGCAACAGGUGGCACCGCUUGAAAUGUUUGCACCUGUCUAGUGUUUUACUAUCAAUAACGAUCGAUGCAUGUUUGUAAUAUUUAAUUAUUUGCUUCUUUUACAUUUAUCAGACCUAUCAAAAUCCCUUAUAUAAUUUGCACUUAAACAACGUCCAUUGAAAUGCACGGCGAUCGUUGAAAUAACGUUUUCUUCUUGUCCCUGCUGCCACCCAGCCAUGGGGAUGCAGUUAACACACUGAUCGGGGUGUGUACAACAACAUCAACAAACUUGUAAACUUUGACCUUUUACGAAAAGGGCCUUAAAGAUAUACGAAAUGUGAACAUUCUAUCUUUGUUGACUGUGUGGUCUUAUAAUCUGUUGUUUGAUCUCUUCCCAGCCGGCCCGGGUCAAACACUUCCGCCAACGACGACACCAAGGCCAAGUACGUAUCAAGUGAAUCUUUCUUACGGUCAAGUCUUGUGGGUUUAAGAUCAAUGUUUAAUAUGAGAGACACUCGUCUGCCUCGUUUACAACUAAAUGCGGGUUCUUCUAAAAAGUUGGGUUUUACAGACAAGUAAGAGACAGCCCACCCCAGCCCCGGCACUCCCACAUCCCCAAAGUCUGAAGCUUAUUGCCCCAGAAAGGUCAAGGUUAAUCUCUUCUGUGGGCCGGGCCGAUGCAGAAAACAAUUAUGAGAACAUAUUUUAGCAAGAGGUACCCCCCCCCCCUCAAUGCCUGGGGGCAGUCUGUCCAUAUGUCAGCCUACUGGCUGAGGUGGAACAGGUCCCUGGUCUUCUCCUAGGAAGCCUGCAUGGGUUCGUACCCGCAUAAACUGUGCUUGCCACAAGGAUAAUGUGCUGAAAUAAACUAGGUAACAUUUUUGGGUAGUAGGGCUAGAGCACAGAAUGGCCGAUGCCGCUCAAGUAGAUAAUAAUGGUGUUAUUGGUGACCAAGAAGCACUCCCCCCCCCCCAAACCGGUGAGGGCGGUUACCCUAGUCAGUCGUUUCAUUUUAGCAUUUAGUCUUAAGGGACCCAGGUCCGAAUAGCGGCAAUUCGGUCCCGGGUCCCUUUAGACUAAACGCCAUUCGGAUGUCAUUUGUGGUAGUUUAUUUUAGUUAAAUUGAAGAAGUAAGUUUACAAACAUAUAGUCCAUUCAAUUAUCUUUCAUUUGAUACCAAAUUUUGUCUUACAAACCCAACAAUAAUAUUUUAAAAAAUUUUUUUAAUAAACCCAACCUCUCACUCUUAAAUCCCGGGUUCGAAUAGCCGCAAACAUAUUAAAUCUGGCAGCGAUCUCUGGUGCAGUGGGGCACUUGCCCACCGGAAGACGAUGAGUUUUGUAGUUUUUCUUGCUAGGGGCCUUGAAUUGCGCCCCUUUGCUGUCGGGUGUGAAGGGUGGAGUCAGCAGUGUCAAGGUCAUUGUUGGUCUUCGUCUGUUGAACCCUUGGGGGGGGGGGGGGUGGGGGGGGAGACGCACUUCCUCAUGGUCAUAUGAGUGGCAUUAGAGGGACACUCUCAAAGUGUGAUCUGGGGUGAGGUAAUUAUUCAUCUUUCGUGGGGGAGAGCGAGGCUGACUAACACGUGACGAACCAAACUGUCUCUUGAGGUAAUGUGCGCAUGACGUCAGACACUGGUAACCAUGAUCUUAGUUAAAUUUCACGUCAACACCUGAUUCUAUUACCUGCUACUAUAACCCGAUACUAUUACCUGAUACCAUUACCUGAUACUAUUACCUGAUACUAUUACCUGAUACUAUUAUACCUGAUACUAUUACCUGAUACUAUUACCUGAUACUAUUACCUGAUACUAUUACCUGAUACUAUUACCUGAUAGUAUUACUUUAUAAUAAAGAAGGUGUUCCGAAGCAGUCAUUUCGUCCCCUGCCCCUGUUUCAAUAAGUUUAAUUAUGGGGGGGGGGGGAAGGGGGGGAGUCGUCAAGAAAUCUCUCUUAAGGAAGUUCGUUUAUCAUCUGUGGUAAAAUAGUUUCAGAGUUAAGGUAACUAAUUAUUAUGCCACAGCGGAAUUACACGUUCAGAUAUAUAUGGUCAAGAAAUUGCCCUACAGAAACAUUCCACGUCUUCUUGCCAGAAACACUUAUGAGAAUCAUCCCCCAAUGAUUGCCAACGUGUCCUCUAAUCAUCCUCCAAUGAUUGCCAACGUGUCCUCUAAUCAUCCUCCAAUGAUUGCCAACGUGUCCUCUAAUCAUCCUCCAAUGAUUGACAACGUGUCCUCUAAUCAUCCUCCAAUGAUUGACAACGUGUCCUCUAAUCAUCCUCCAAUGAUUGCCAGCGUGUCCUCUAAUCAUCCUCCAAUGAUUGACAACGUGUCCACUAUUUUGUUUGACUUUAUGUAUUAUAGUGCGUUCCAAAAAAAAAAAAAAAAAAAAAAAAAAAAAAAAAAAAAAAAAAAAUUGAAAAAAUAUGAUCGUGUGCACUAAAAAUAAAAUUCUAUCAAAUCUCCGUUCGCCCAAACUUCCGUCGAUCAAUUUUUCGUCGACAAAAUUUCUUUCAACCACAUUUCCGGUCACCCUAUUUCAGCGCUCCCCUACACGGGAGAAGGAUUCCCCUCAACCCUCAAGAUCAACGCGGACUGGGGGAACAGGUUUGACGGCGAGUUUGACUUUACACCCACUGAGAACGUCAUGGGCUGGGUGGCCAACAUCACCUUUACUAAACCUGUCACUAAGAUGGAGGUAAGCACUGGUCACUCUAAAUAUUAGACGUAAGUAUUGGUCAUUCAAAACAUUUCAAUAUAUUGGACGUAUGUACUGGUCACUCUAAACAUUUCGCUGUAAUAGACGUAAGCACUGGUCACUCUACACAUUUCGCUAUAAUAGACGUAAGCACUGGUCACUCUAAACAUUUUGCUGUAAUAGACGUAAGUACUGGACACUCUAAACAUUUCGCUGUAGUAGACGUAAGUACUGGACACUCUAAACAUUUCACUAAGAUGGAUAUAAGUACUUGUCAUUCUAAACAUUUCCCUAUGAUUGGACCCAAGUACGCUAUUAUUCAAUAACAUGGGUCUCAUCAUCACAGCUGACAUUCAAUAGCAUGGGUCUCAUCAUCACAGCUGUCAUUCAAUAACUUGGGUCUUAUCAUCAUACAUGUCAUUCAGUAACAUGGGUCUCAUCAUCACAGCUGUCAUUCAGUAACAUGGGUCUCAUCAUCACAGCUGUCAUUCAGUAACAUAGGUCUCAUCAUCACAGCUGUCAUUCAGUAACAUGGGUCUCAUCAUCACAGCUGUCAUUCAAUAGCAUGGGUCUCAUCAUCACAGCUGUCAUUCAAUAACUUGGGUCUCAUUCACUGCUGUCAUUCAAUAACAUGGUUUUCAUCAUCACAGCUGUCAUUCAAACACAUGGGUCUCAUCAUCACUGCUGUCAUUCAAUAACUUAAGUCUCAUCACUGCUGUCAUUCAAUACCUUGGGUCUCAUUACUGCUGUCAUUCAAUAACUUAGGUCUCAUCAUCACCGCUGUCAUUCAAUAACUUGGGUCUCAUCAUCACAGUUUUCCUUCAAUAUCUUGGGUCUCAUCAUCACAGCUGUCAUUCAAUAACGUGGGUCUCAUCAUCACUGUAAUUCAAUAACUUGGGUCUCAUCAUGACAGCUGUCAUUCAAUAAUUUGGUCUCAUCGUUGCUGUCAAUCAAUAACUUGGGUCUCAUCAUCAACGCUGUCAUUCAAUAACUUGGGUCUCAUCAUCCUUGCUGUCUUUCAUUAACUUGGGUCUCAUCAUCACUGAUGUCAUUCAAUAAUUUGGUCUAAUCACUGCUGUGAUUCAAGAAUUUGGGUCUGAUCAUCCCUGCUGUCAUUCAAUAACAUGGGUCUCACAACCAUAGCAGUCAUUCAAUAACAUGGGUCUCAUCAUCACAGCUGUCAUUCAAUAAUUUGGUCUCAUCACUGCUGUCAUUCAAUAACUUAGGUCUCAUCAUCACCACUGUUAUUCAAUAACUUGGGCCUCAUCAUCACAGCUGUCAUUCAAUAACAUGGUUCUCAUCAUCACUUCUGUCAUUCAGUAACUUGGGUCUCAUCAUCACCGCUGCCAUUCAAUAACUUUGGUCUCAUCAUCACCGCUGUCAUUCAAUAACUUGGGUCUCAUCAUCACUGCUAUCAUUCAAUGACUUGAGUCGCAUCAUGAUAGAUGUCAUUCAAUAAUUUGGUCUCAUCAUUGCUGUCAUUCAAUAACGUGGGUCACAUCAUCACUGCUGUCAUUCAAAAACUUAGGUCUCAUCAUCCUCACUGUCAUUCAAUAAUUUGGCCUCAUCGUUGCUGUCAUUCAAUAACUUGGGUCUCAUCUUCCUCGCUGUUUUUCAUUAACUUGGGUAUCAUCAUCACUGAUGUCAUUCAAUAGUUUGGUCUCAUCAUUGCUGUGAUUCAAGAAUUUGGGUCUGAUCAUCACCGCUGUCAUUCAAUAACAUGGGUCACAUCAUCACAGCUGUCAUUCAAAACAUGGGUCUCAUCAUUACCGCUGUCAUUCAAUAACUUAGGUCUCAUCAUCACAGCUGUCAAUUAAAAACAUGGGUCUCAUCACCACUGCUGUUAUUCAAUAACUUGUGUCUCAUCAUCACCGACGUCAUUCAAUAGCUUGGGUCUCAUCAUCACUGCUGUCUUUCAAUAACUUGGGUCUCAUCAUCACUGCUGUCAUCCAAUAACUUGGGUCCCAUCAUCACUGCUAUCAAUCAAAAACAUGGGUUUCAUCAUCACAGCUGUCAUUUAAUAACAUGGGUCUCAUAAUCACUGCUGUCAUUCAAUAACUUGGGUCUUAUCAUCACAGCUGUCAUUCAAUAACAUGGGUCGCAUCAUGACAGCUUCCAUUCAAUAAUUUGGUCUCAUCAUUGCUGUCAUUCAAUAACGUGGGUCUAAUCAUCACUGCUGUCAUUCAAUAACUUAGGUCUCAUCACUGCUGUCAUUCAAUAACUUAGGUCUCAUCAUCACUGCUGUCAUUCAAUAACUUAGGUCUCAUCACUGCUGUCAUUCAAUAACUUGGGUCUCAUCAUCACUGCUGUCAUUCAAUAAAGUGGGUCUCAUCACUCCUGACAUUCAAUAACAUGGGUAUCAUCAUCCUCGCUGUCAUCCAAUAACUUAGGUCUCAUCACUGCUGUCAUUCAAUAACUUGGGUCUCAUCAUCACUGCUGUCAUUCAAUAACUUGGGUCUCAUCAUCACUACUGUCAUUCAAUAACGUGGGUCUCAUCAUCCUCGCUGUCAUCCAAUAACUCAGGUCUCAUCACUGCUGUCAUUCAAUAAUUUGGGUCUGAUCAUCACUGCUGUAUUUCAAUAACGUGGGUCUCAUCAUCCUCGCUGUCAUCCCAUAACUUAGGUCUCAUCUCUGCUGUCAUUCAAUAACUUGGGUCUCAUCAUCACUGCUGUCAUUCUAUAAUUUGCGUCUCAUCAUCACUGCUGUCAUUCAACAACGUGGAUCUCAUCACUACUGUCAUUCAAUAACGUGGGUCUCAUCAUCAUUGAUGUCAUUCUUUAACUUGGGUCUCAUCAUCACAGCUGUCAUUCAAUAACUUGGGUCCCAUCAUCACUGCUGUCAAUUAAAAACAUGAAUCUCAUCACCACUGCUGUUAUUCAAUAACUUGUGUCUCAUAAUCACCGCUGUCAUUCAAUAGCUUGGGUCUCAUCACCACUGCUGUAAUUCAAUAACUUGGGUCUCAGCAUCACUGCUGUCAUUCAAUAACUUGGGUCCCAUCAUCACUGCUAUCAAUCAAAAACAUGGGUCUCAUCAUCACCGCUGACAUUCAAUAACUUGGGUUUCAUCACUGCUAUCAUUCAAUAACUUAGGUCUCAUCACUGCUGUCAUUCAAUAACGUGGGUCUCAUCAUUUCUGUCAUUCAAUUACUUGGGUCUCAUCAUCACUGUUGUCAUUCUAUAACUUGGGUCUCAUCAUCACUGCUGUCAUUCAAUAACUUAAGCCUCAUCAUCACCGCUGACAUUCAAUAACUUGGGUCUCAUCACUGCUAUCAUUCUAUAACUUAGGUCUCAUCACUGCUGUCAUUCAAUAAGUGGGUCUCAUCACUUCUGUCAUUCAAUUACUUGGGUCUCAUCAUCACUGUUGUCAUUCUAUAAGUUGGGUCUCAUCAUCACUGCUGUCAUUCUAUAACUUGGGUCUCAUCAUCACUGCUGUCAUUCUAUAACUUGGGUCUUAUCAUCACUGCUAUCAUUCUAUAACUUGGGUCUCAUCAUCACUGCUGUCAUUCUAUAACUUAGGUCUCAUCAUCACUGCUGUCAUUCUAUAACUUAGGUCUCAUCAUCACUGCUGUCAUUCAAUAACUUGGGUCUCAUCAUCACAGUAGUCAUUCAUUAGCGUGGGUCUCAUCACAGCUGCCAUUCAAUAACUUGGGUCUAAUCAUCACAGCUGCCAUUCAAUAACUUGGGUCUCAUCAUCACAGCUGUCAUUCAAUAACUUUUGUCUCAUCAUCACAGUUGUCAUUCAAUAACAUGGUUCUCAUCAUCACAGCUGUCAUUCAAUAACAUGGAUCUCAUCAUCAUUUCUGUCAUUCAAUAACAUGGUUCUCAUCAUCACCGCUGUCAUUCAAUAACUUGGGUCUCAUCAUCACAGCUGUCAUUCAAUAACAUGGGUCUCAUCAUCACAGCUGUCAUUCAAUAACUUGGGUCUGAUCAUCACUGCUGUCAUUCAAUAACGUGGGUCUCAUCAUCAAUGCUGUCAUUCAAUAACUUGGGUCUCAUCAUCACUGCUGUCAUUCAAUAAUUUGGUCUCAGCACUGCGGUCAUUCAAUAACAUGGGUCUCAUCAUCACUGCUGUCAUUCAAAAACAUGGGUCUCAUGACAGUUGUCAUUCAAUGACUUGGGUCUUAUCAUCACUGAUGUCAUUCAAUAACAAGUGUAAACUAGAGAAGGAUCAAAAAUUUCUCAAAGUAUUUUAGUUUAUUCACUAGAAUUUCAUUUGUUAAAAUAUUUAGACUCAAAUAGAUUGGCAUCACAAACAAAUUAUAUUAUGAUUGUUAACAGGUCAUGGCUGGGGAUGCCAUAUCUCAUUCAGCUGACGGCCUAAACUGGGUUGUUGUCAACAAACCUGACCAUCCCUCGGCCCAUGCUGGAACUCCUCUGGCUCUCAAGUAAGUUCAAGCGUGUUACUUCACCUCAAGUAAGUUCAAGGGUAUUACUUCACCUCAAGUAAGUUCAAGGGUAUUACUUCACCUCAAGUAAGUUCAAGGGUAUUACUUCACCUCAAGUAAGUUGAAGCGUGUUACUUCACCUCAAAUAAGUUCAAGGUUAUUACUUCAUCUCACAUAGGGGCAACCAUUGUGUGAUAAUAACCAAGUCACUAGAGGUUUGUGUGUUAAAUAAAUUAAAUAAAUCAUGUUUGAUCGUGAUACAUUAUUUGAUUCAAUUCAAUAGCUUAAGUAUUAUUUCAAAUAUCUAGUUGUUAGGUAUUGCUCAAGUGACCGAAAUGAUUCUCCUAGCAUUACCGAUCCAAUUAUUAUCGUAUCCGGAAAUUUUUUUGUGAGAAAUUUCGUCGACAGAUCAAAUUUUGAGUCAAAUUUCUCAUUUAACCCAUUAUUAUUUUCCUUAUUAUAUUGCAUAGUGCGUUCAAAAAGAAAUUUGACAAAAAUUUGAUUGUGUGAACUGGAAAAAAAUUCGACCAAACAUCCGUUCGAUCAAUUUUACGUCGACGAAAUUUAUUUCAAACCCAAUUCUGGUAACCUAUUAAUAUAAUUCUAUAUAUUCUAAAAAAAGUGAAAAAUUUCUCUGUAAUCUUCAAGCCUCCUGGAGUUAUCAUUGAAAACAAAUGUGGGUCAAAUAGAAAAUAGACACAUGUCCAUUGAAGUAUAUGCUUGGAUAACUACUUGGAUGUCAAAAACAAUCUGAAUGUAAUGUAGGCCAAACUUGACAAAUGGAAUAUUUGAUUUUGAAACUGAGCCGGAUUACUUUCCAUUUAAGCCAGAUUACAUCCCAUUUAAGCCAGAUUACAUCCCAUUUAAGCCAGAUUACAUCCUAUUCUAUGGUCAGUGAGAUUAAGACCUAGAUAGUGGAUAGUUCAUUAACAUUUCCUUGUCAGGUUCUUUGGCAACUUUGAUGGUGGAUCUCCAGCACCUGGGGGGACAGCCAUCUUAACAAAUUUGGGAAGAGACAAGUGGACAGUGACCCCAGCAGCAGAUAGUAAGUGGCCUGUAAUUGAUUCGUUGGACUAGAAUCUACUGCACCCUUGCAUACUUACAUUUCUUCUUUAACAUCGACUGUUCUUCACAGCUAUCAAACAGUAUAACCCUUUAAAAGCAUGUACUGUAGACUUUUAUUAUUAUGUUUUUUUUUGAAUACAUUUCUUUAGGCCUAAAUCUAUCCAAUGGCAGUACAAAGUGCCAACAAUUUUUUUAAUGAAACAUGCAGCGGCGUAGCUAGAAAAAGUGUCGCCAGGGGUGGACCAAGUCUUUUUCCGGCCCCUUCAAAGAAAAAAUCUGCAGUUGGCCCAAAAUUCCGCCUCUCCUUAUAAAGAAAUAAGUGCCGCUCGAGGCGGACCCCUAUCCCCUUCCUACGCCCCUGGAAACAUGUUCUCUCCUCUCAGCGGGGGGUCCCUGUGCUGACUGUGUUGUAAGGAGAAAUUGGACCCCGGUCAAAUCCUUAAGGAGCAGGGCCAUGUGAAGAUUGGCGGGGGCGAGUGGUUUGCCUCAAUUUUUAGUUGUAUGCCUCGUUAGACAGGCAGCUCAGAACACUGCGCCUAAUUCUUAAACAUUUCACUCACAUUUAUUGUUAUUAUUUUUAUUCAUUAUCAGCACAAGAUAUUUAUGGCGUAGGACAAAUCUCCUAGAAUAACAAAAAUUGUGUUACACUUUGAAACGUGUAUUCCAGCGGACAAAUCCAAGUACAACUACAAUGACGUCCUCUACAAGUCCAUCUUAUUUUAUGAAGCCCAGCGGUCAGGAAAACUUCCGUCAACAAACCGUAUUCCUUACAGGGGCGACUCUGCUCUGGGGGACAAGGGAGUGGGGGGCGAAGACCUGACUGGAGGGUGGUAUGAUGGUAAGUUGUUAAACAGAGAUGGUAUGUUAUAUAAUUUGUUUCUAGAUGUUGCAUAGAUUUAUAACUUACAAAAAUUAAAAUUAAUAGACAAAAUCAAAGCAAAAAUUAAUAGGCCUACUUAAAAAAAAUAAUUAAUAUAUUUUUGUAAUGUCACAAGAAGCAAUCAGAGCCCAAUGGCGCUAUCAGGUAGCCUUUCGUAGGCUCUACUAAUCUGCCUUUAAAUCAACAGGCAAACUAUUUUUCUAAAUGUUUAUGAAAUAAAUUUCAAUAAUUUGUUAGAGUUGAGCAACAAUAGUGACACAAGACCGUUACAAGACUUAAAGUUCUUUAUUUAAACAGCUAAUACUGUAUUUAUUACCUUAAGCUUGUCUUAAGAUUUUUUUAGAGAUUAAAAAACCAUUGCCUAAUUGGCUUUAGAGCACAAUGACUAUUGCAACAAAGCACUGAAUUUCACAGUGGCUUCUUGUAUCCACCUCCUCAAACAGCUGGUGACCACGUCAAGUUCAACUUCCCCAUGGCGUACAGUGCUGCAAUCCUAGGAUGGGGCUAUCUCAUGUAUUCAGAUGCUUACAAAGCUGCCGGGCAAGAAGAUUAUUUGCUGGACUCUAUUAAAUGGCCACUGGACUACCUGCUUAAGUGUCAUACUAAACCUGAUGAGCUGUAUGUCCAGGUAUGUUAGGUGUUCAACAAAUCUUUUUAUAAGAAAACAAUUUUGUAGAUGUAUUAUAUAAAUGGCAUACCUCCCGAGACGAUGGAGUAGUUGUUGACACUUCAUCAAAUGGCUUACGAAUGGCAGUCUCGGCUGCACUUCUCGCAGGAGAACCUUGACUCAUGGCCUUCUAUAAUGCUAUUUUUGUUGCAAGGUCUUUCUUUUGCGCAACUUCAGUCACUGCUGUUCGCUAGCUGGGGGGUAGCUCAGCGAUGAUCUCCAAUUCUUUUAUUUCUAUUUUGGUUUCCCUCAUGUACCAUUUUCAAACGUCCUUAAAUCGUGGCCAUCCCAUAAGUUUCGCCCUUUCUGCCAACUCUCCAUGCAGCUGAUCCUUUGGAAUACGGCCUUCCUGCAUUCUACUUACAUGGCCUAACCAGCGAAGGCGCCUCAUGCUAAGAGCGGAAAACAAGCUACACAUUUUGGCACAUUCCAAAACAUAUGUGUUAGGCAAUAUAUCCUGCCAUCAAAUUAGCAAAAUGCAACGCAUACAUCUUUGGUGGAAGCUUUCGAGUUUCCGCUCAUGAUUGUAAGGUGUGGGCCACACUUCACUGCCAUAUAGGAGCAAACUAAGCACACAUGCCUCAUAGACGCUUAGUUGUGUAGUUUCGGUUAGUUAAAGAGUAUUCCACACCCACCUAUUCAAUUUACAGCCAUAGGUGCUGCUGCUUUUGCGAUCCUGAUGUUCACAUAAUCGUCAUCGGAGAGAGAACUAGAGAUAUCGGCACGGUAUUUGAAAUGCUCAACUACCAACAGAUUAUGGAUUAACUAACAACUUGCAGGCCUUCUACUGUGUGCAAGGUUAAGGCGGCAAUGUCAGCUAACAGCAGUCAACGAAUUAGCAUUUUGUUUAAACUUUGCACUAAUGCGGGCGAUAUUGAACAGCCUACCAACAGAUCUGGUAUGGAUGUACACUCCUUCUUCACAGUCCUUGGAGGAAAAAUGAAGAAAUAAUAUUGAGAAGAAAAUGGAGAAGGGCGUUGGUGCAAGUGCGCAGCCUUGUUUCACUCCACUGUUUACUAAGAUGCCUCAGAGAUAUCGCCAUUGAAGGUUAAUGUUCUGUGCAUGUUUUCGUGAAAUGAAUGUAUGAUGGAUACGACCAAUUACUGGGACUAAAAAUGUCCAUGCAGACUGUCAGCCACUUUGCCAACACUUGCUGGUUGGUCCUUUGCCACUGAAUACAAUUGGCUCUCAGACAAUUGGGAUGCAAAUGGCAUUUACGUGGGCAUCAAAAUAGGCAUUAGGUCCACACACUUCAAAAUAGCAUCCCUCAAGGCAAAGACAGUUAUUAAGAACCCAAACGAUGAACUUCAGGGUUAGGUUGAGCAUUAUUCUGAAGAAAACGCAAAAAAAGAAUGUGGUCUCUGAGACAGCAUUGAAUAACCCAUUUUGUUAAAAAUGAUUAUAUGAAAACUGUGGUGAAUUUGUUUAUCUAAAAAAAUUGAACUGCCCAUCUUGCAUAUUUCAUCACCAGGUUGGAGAUGGUGGGGCUGACCACAGUUACUGGGGUCCUCCGGAGCAAAUGACCAUGGCCAGGCCCUCCUACAAGAUUUCAGCAUCUAAACCUGGCACUGAUGUUGCUAUGGAGACAGCUGCAGCGUUUGCCAUUGGCUCACUUGCUUUUAAAGACAAAAGUAAGAAUUUCUCCACUGUUAAGAAAUUUUAAUUUUUACAGAACAGAAACAUCUCACACAAAAUUUUUACCUAAUACAAAAUCCUGUUAAUAUUUACAUAGAAAUAAAUAUAUGUUUUUUUAUUUGAACUAAUUUUGUUAAAUAUAUAUAUAUUGUAAAGUGUAUUGUAUUUUUCUUCGAUACCAGAUCCAACUUAUUCAGCCACAUUACUGCAACACGCUAAACAACUUUGGGAACUAGGAAACAAUCACAGAGGAAUUUACAGUGACUCUGUACAGGCGGCAGCCGCGUAUUACAGGUAAAUCACUUCAGCCAUCAAUCGAGUCUGUACCACCCAGUGUUUUGAUUAGUUGUUUAAGAAUUUUAAUCACAAUUUAAUGGAACAGCUCGAGACCAAAUGAUGGCAACGGUAAAUGUAUAUCGAGGUCCUAAUUGGCAAUCACUUAAUCGUACUGAAAUUUUUAAUCUAUUUUUAGAUCCUACAACAUAACCGAUGAACUGAGCUGGGGUUCUAUCUGGCUGUACCAAGUAACAAAUGACCCUAAAUAUCUGGAGGUAGCAGAGAAAUACUUUGAUCCGGAGCCAGCAUGGGGAAUGUCAUGGGAUGACAAGACCAUUGUUAAUCAGGUACUUAUUUUAAAUUUAUUUCUCUUGAAUGUUAUCCAUUGGCCAGUUCGGCUUGCGGUAUCGGCCUAAAUGGAACCAACUAAGCAGCAGUAACUGUACUUUUUAUAUACUCUCUAAGACUCUAAGAAAUAAAAAUUAUUUUUAGUUAAUUUUAACGAAAUUUGAAAAAACAAUUUAGUAGCCUAUGUCAAAAUUACUAACUGCUGUCCAUCAAGUUUUCUAAAUAAUGUAUUCAUAGUUAGUUUUUUAAUUUUGAAAAUUAUAUCUUGUUCCCAGGUGAUGCUGUACAAGUUAACAAAGAAAGAAAUUUACAAAACUGCAGUGGAAGGUUCUUACAAGUUCUGGUUCCCCGGUGGUUCCAUUCCCUACACACCUAAAGGCUUGGCUUACAGGCUUCAAUGGGGAUCACUAAGAUAUUCAUGUACGUACCUUGCCAGGUUUUUAAACACUUUCAACACAAACCAGAAUUGCAGGAAAUAAAUAUCAAUCAAUGAUUUUAUCAAAUGUUAUAAAAUUAAAAUGGUUUAUGAUUGAAAAAAAAAAUCAGCCCUCUUGAUUUAAUAAUAUUUAAGCACAGCAUUGUGAGACAGAUAUAACUGUCUUACACAUCUGUCAAGUCCCUUGAUUAUACUUCUACUUGUUCUUAAUAAACAGACCAACCAUAAAGCUUAACCUGACUGCAACUGUGUAUUAGUAUUAUGCUUUAAAUAGAUCAAUAAAUUCAGCAUUAGAAACAGCAGUUUUAGCAUUCAUCAUUGAAUCAAUUUAUUUGUUUGUAGUUUUGAAAACAUUCCACACUUGGUUGUAUGAAAUAACUUUAUUAACCAGGAAAAAGAUAAUCAAAUUUUCAUCUUGUCAUUUGCAGCCAACAUGGCGAUGGCAGCACUAGUAGCAGCAGACGCUGGUAUCAACCCAACAGAGUACAGACGUUGGGCCAUGUGUCAGAUCCACUACGCCCUUGGUGACACUGGAUUUAGUUACCUCAUCGGAUUCGGAAACAAAUAUCCACACAGUCCACAUCACAGAUCCAGGUAAGUUUCUAUUCUUCAAAGCAGUAAUCAGAACGAUUCAUUAGUUUGACAUGUCAUUAAUCAGAACGAUUCAUUAGUUUGACAUGUCAUUAAUCAGAAAGAUUAAUUAGUUUGACAUGUCAUCAAUCAGAAAGAUUCAUUCGUUGACAUUUCAUUAAUCAGAAAGAUUCAUUAGUUUGACAUGUCAAUCAGAAAGAUUUAUUGAUUCGAGGAUGGUCACAUAACAAAUUGAAGGCAUUCAUGAUUUCCAAUUAUUGAUCACUUAUUUUCUUGCACAGCUCCUGCCCGAACCUCCCCGCCCCAUGUGGCCCUUUCAUAAUGUCCAGCAAAGAGCCCAAUGUCCACACACUUUACGGUGCCCUGGUAGGUGGACCCGGUCAGAGCGAUGACUACACAGAUGACAGGUCAAACUACGUCAACAAUGAGGUGGCUUGUGACUACAAUGCUGGCUUCCAGACGGCUGUGGCUGGUAUGUACUACGACAACAACCUACUGGUCAACCACCUAUACAUCUACCACAAUCUAAACUCUUAUAAACAUUGUCCAAAUAUAUUUAAUAUUUAUACCAAAUAUAUUUAAUAUUUAUAAUAUAUUCUAACUUUCAAAUAACACAAUUUUGAAUCCAUUUAAAUUGAUUUUAAUAAUGAUUACCUCUUUUCAAGAACCGUAUUAACUCAACUAUAAGUCAAGGGCAGUGUUUUGACCAACAAUUAUGAAAUAUGCUAUGACUGGUGGAUAAGUCGAGUGUAAAACUUGGGGCUUUGAAAUUCGGUGAAUUCUAUAAUUUUGUCAGAUAUUACGUAGCAGCAUUGCUGUACAGUACACUUAACUAAAGCUGAUGUAUCAUUUGACUCAGAUGUAUCACAUCUUCUUCUUCUUCUAUAUCUUAAGGGCCCACGAUCAAUUUAUUGAUCAUUUUGGCUCCUAUACAUGUAGAUGGGAUUUGCAAUGUUUCUGUUACUGGUGUUGAUGAGGAAAUACAUUAGUAUACUAAACUAUAGCCCCUGUGUAUCACAUCAGAUGCUUGUAUCUAAAUUCAUUAAGUUAACACUCUGCAGACUACAUAAUAACGACAUGUCUGAAAAGGCUACCAGAAAGUAAACUGGCGCUAGCAGUAUCUCAACAUUGCCCCGCGAUUCACUUACAAAAUGCUAUCGAAACUAGCACUGUCCUGUUGAUAAGUUAACUUUGUUUUAAAAUGAAGUUUGCGACUAAAUUAUCUGGACUUGUACAUAAGUAUCUAUGGUAAAUCAAAUGGUUCUUAGUUAUGGUUCUUAGUUCUAUCUUACUAGCCAUAGAUAUCAAAAUAUAUAUACACAUAAACGAAAGCUGAUGUUUUAAAAGACGUUUUUCAAUGUUAUCUUCAGCUCUGAAAUCUCUGUGGUUGAGGACAGAACAUCCCCAACAAAAAGGAGAUGACAAAUGUCCAUUCACCAGUGGUUCUGGCGGCGCUGGAGGUGUUGUUGGGAGACGGUGAUUGGCCCACGUAUCGUAAACGGUCAAACAAGUCAUUCUGUUCACGGUCUUCCAAUAAAUUUGUUUGAAUUCACCUAUGCCUUUCUUAUGACGAAUUCUGAUUUGCCACGUAAAGUUCAAACAAAAUGUUACUAACAAUAUUUGUGACAGCUUACAGAGGAACAUUAGCUGAGAUAAAAGCAUGUCAACAAGUUUUUUAUUUUUAAAAAUGUAAAUGCUACUGGUACUAUGACAGUGGGCAUACAAAUAAUUGGUCAACCUCAAUUUUUUCUUGAGUACAUUGUAAUAAUCACACAUACAACCACUCAUAAUCAUAUCACUGUGUUAUAAUCAUGGGAAAUGAAGACUCUCUAUUUACAAAGAUGUGAUAUCAAUGAACCAUUUCAUGACAUUGUAUGAGCAUUUUCUCACCAAUGAAAUCAACUUAUACAAAAUGUUGGGUAGACUUUGACUGAUAGUUACUAGCAAUGAUUAUUUAACUGGGUUUUCACUUUUAUUUCAGGUGUCCUCAGAAAGUUAUUGAAUUUAUUCAAAUUUUUUAAUGUAAGAAUUUACAUGAAAGGGUCCCUCACAAAAAAAAAAUGUUUAAAAUUUAAUUGUACAAAUGGGACCUCUGGACUGGUAAUAGUAACUGUAUUGAUAACGUCAUCUACAGUGCAAAAGUUGACACCUAAAAAUUCAUUGAAAAAAGCAAUGACCUCAACACACCCCCCAGCCCUACCCCCGUGUUCCCCCCCAGGACGGAUGUAAGUAGUACAAAAUGGUAUCAAGUGAUAACUUCACUUACUGAUAAAAAAACACUUGACACUAAAAGAAAAUAAGGGAGGAUUAAGAUUAACAUAAUGUAAACAAAAUGGUGGGAGUGAAACAAAAUGUAAUAAGAUGUAACAAGAAAUCACAUCUUAUAUGUUGAUACUGGCCCCUUCUCUUUCCCACUGGAAUGUUUGUACAUCAUCAGUAACUAACACAAUGAAAUUAAGUCAAAUCAUAAAUAACUGUUUCAUCAAGGUUUACUUAUAACACUAAGAGCCAUACAUGGAGCAAAAAAAACUAUUUAAAAUAGUAUAACCUUUUCUUGACACAAUAACUUUGCUUGCUUUGAGUCCUGCCCUAAAAGUUAUCACUGCCCACACUUGAUGGAAAUUAUAGGUUGAAUAAUAAUAACUCUCUUAACAAUUAGGAUGUUAUGUAAAUCACAAAUCAGAUCUCAUGUCCAGAACAUUUCUUUUAAUCUACAACAUAUAUCAAAGACACUGUAAGCAUGUUCACCAUUGUCUUGUGACAGGUAAGGGUUGAUUGUAGGUCUCAGGUCAUGGUGGUGGUGGUGUUGUGGUCCUCUAGUAAGUGCCAAAACAUAGUGACCUAUCCUUGGUCUCAGGUCAUGGAGGUGGUGUUGUGGUCCUCUGGCAAGUGCCAAAACAUAGUGACCUAUCCUUGGUCUCAGGUCAUGGUGGGGAUGUUGAGGUCCUCUAGCAAGAGCCAAAAGAGAUGUGACCUAUCGUUGGUCUCAGGUCAUGGUGGGGAUGUUGAGGUCCUCUAGCAAGAGCCAAAAAAGAUGUGACCUAUCGUUGAUCUCAGGUCAUGGUGGUGAUGUGGUCCUCUAGCAAGUGCCAAAAGAGAUGUGACCUAUUGUUGGUCUCAGGUCAUGGUGGUGAUGUGGUCCUCU